AUGAAAACCACCCUCGUUGCUCUCCUUGCUCUCGCAGUCGGCUCCUACGCCUCAACCUGGUCGAUGCUCAAUCAGGCUGAACUCUGGUGUUGCCCCCAAACCUCCACCUCCGACCAACCCGUCACGUUGAUGGAACGACUCAACGGUGAGGGUCACUUCCAAUGCAAGUACAACAACAUGCCAGACAUGCCUUGCAAAUACCACCCCAUAACCGGCUCCUGCCUGACCAAAAACACCUCCCAAGACGGCCGCAACUGUCCCAAACGAGCCUGGCUCAACCCCUCCCUCCCAAUGGGCGGCUGUCCCGGCGGCAACCCCUCGGAUUCGAAGAACCAAUGCAAACCCAUCGGCGCCGAAUGCGAUUUGGGUGCCCCACAGGAGUGCUGCACCGGCGCAUGCGCGGUGUAUACGGGUCCUGUGUACACUCCUGUGCAUAGUUCCCCUGGUGGACCUGUUAGUUUCACUAGUACCUCGGCUUCGAAGAACCCGGUUUGUAUGACGCCCGAGUUUGCGGAGGCGGAGCAAGCUGGUUUGGUGCCAGUUAUGGUUGUUCCUGAGGCGGCAAGGGUGACUGCUACGUAA
Coprinopsis cinerea okayama7#130 is the source of this 582-nucleotide messenger RNA. RefSeq lists its product as hypothetical. The transcript has 5 exons. Lineage: Eukaryota; Fungi; Basidiomycota; Agaricomycetes; Agaricales; Psathyrellaceae. The record is from RefSeq and is a predicted model, not a curated record. The coding region runs from base 1 to 582 and encodes 193 amino acids.